AUGGAUGCAUUUCUUCUUCUCAAUCCACUUUUCUGUUUCCUGGCCGCCGCAGCAUUCUUGGCGUGGUUAGUCCUCAAACGAGGUUGUACAAACCAGCAGCAGGGGGUGCAGCCUCCCUCACCGCCGAGGCUGCCAAUCUUUGGGAACCUUCACCAGCUAAGCGCACUGGUCCACCGCUCAUUCCACGCCUUGGGCUCCAAGUACGGUCCGAUCAUGCUGCUGCACUUUGGCAGCCAGCCAGUGAUCAUCAUCCAGUCAUCUGCCGCAGCUGCUGAAAUCAUGAAAGCCCAUGAUCUAGCCUUCGCUGACAGAUCCACGUCGAGGACUAUUAUGAAAUUUGUGUACAAUGACAAGGACAUAGUCUUCUCCCCUUAUGGUGAAUACUGGCGGAAAUUGAAAAGCAUUUGUGUUCUUCAGCUGCUGAGCAGCAAAUGCGUGCAGUCUUUCAAUUUCAUCCGAGAGGAGGAAACUGCCGUUUUGGUUGAGAAGAUCAAAGCCUGCUGCAGAUGCAACUCGCCUGUCAAUUUGAGCGAGCUGUUUACGUUGUUCACUAACGACAUGACCUGCAGAGCCUCCUUCAGAAAGAAGUACAGUGAAGGGGAAGAUGGAAAGAGGUUUCUAAGGCUGCUAACAGAAGUUUCGCAGCUUCUGGGGACAUCAAAUAUUGGAGACUUUGUUCCAUGGCUGGGGUGGAUUGAUAGUAUUACAGGAUUCAACAGGAGAGUCGACAGGGUUGCUAAAGAAAUGGACGAGUUCUUGGAGAUGGUAAUUCAAGACCACCUGAAUUCAAGAGGAUCGGAAAUUGGUGAGUCUGGACAUGGAAAUCCUGAAGACAGCUUUGUCAGCAUUUUGCUCAACGUUUACAGGGAUAACACAAUCGACAGAGAUAGUAUAAAGGCCAUUAUCCUGGAUAUGCUUGUCGCGGGCACUGAGUCCAUAUCUGCAGCGCUCGAAUGGACGAUGACAGAACUCCUCAGACACUCGAAUGUGAUGAACAAACUGAAAUCCGAAGUGAGAGCAAUCCUGAAAGACAAGAAUCACACCAUAAAUAUAACCUACGAUGACUUGGAACAAAUGCAUUACCUGAGAGCAGUGGUGAAGGAAACUCUGCGUCUUCAUCCUCCCACUCCAUUUAUGGGUAGAUUAGCCCGGCAAGAUGUCGAAGUUAUGGGAUACGACAUUCCUGCUGGGACUGCGGUCUUUAUCAAUUUUUGGGCAGUCGGUAGAGAUCCUGCAACUUGGGAUGAACCUGACACAUUUAAGCCUGAGAGAUUAAUCGGGAGUACAAUAGACUUCAAGGGUGUAGAUUUCGAGCUGAUUCCGUUUGGGGCAGGAAGAAGGGGUUGCCCAGGAAUUGGAUUUACCAUGGCAAACAUGGAACUCGUGUUAGCUAAUCUUGUAUGCAAAUUUGAAUGGGAUUUACCUAACUGGGAGGAGUUGGACAUUGCAGAACACCGUGGUCUCACUGUCCGCAAGAAGAAUCCUCUUUUUGCUGUUGCAACUGUAGCUCAAUUCUAGAAAGAUUCAGACAUACAGAUGAAAAAUAAUUUGGAUGUUGUUUCUACUGGUUCUUUAGAGCAAAAUGAUGAUUCCGUUUAC
Messenger RNA from Andrographis paniculata, 1599 nucleotides. Its product is annotated as cytochrome P450 736A117-like. The record is from RefSeq and is a predicted model, not a curated record. Gene Ontology annotation, molecular function: monooxygenase activity; oxidoreductase activity, acting on paired donors, with incorporation or reduction of molecular oxygen; heme binding. NCBI's taxonomy places the organism in Eukaryota, Viridiplantae, Streptophyta, Magnoliopsida, Lamiales, Acanthaceae. The coding region runs from base 1 to 1518 and encodes 505 amino acids. The transcript has 2 exons.